AACACAUUCCUGGUUUCAGUACUCGGGGAGCAGCCGGAGGGAGAGGAGGUGUGUGUUAUGGUGUGUGGCUCGGUGUGAGUGUUGACCUAAGUAGCCAAGAUGGCCAGCUCGAACAAGGAUGAUUCGCUCCCUAUGGAGCAGCGGGGCAGUCAAAUCGUCCAUGUGCGUGCUGACAGUGACAGCGAGCUGCGGGCCCUGUUUGAGGUAGUUCUGAAGCCCUCGAGCCAGGUGCCCCUGCAGAAGCCUUUCAAGAUGCGCAAUCUGCCCGCGUCCUUCUUCACGCCGCCCGCCCAUCGUCAGUCCCCCGCGCCCACCGUAACCCACUCCAGGGAGGGCUCGGCGGACUCCACCUACGGCGGGGGUGGCGUGGGCGGCCUACGGGUGUCGGGCGCCAUAUCCCCCAACACCGCCCCUCAGCACUUCCGCCACCACUCCUCGCCAGCCUCGCUGCAACAGACGUUCGCUGUGGCUCAGCAGCAGCAGCAACAGCAGCAGGUCGCCCACCUCAAGCAGCAAAGUUAUGACCUCAACGACGACAUGGGUAGUCUUCCCCCGGGCUGGGAGCAAGCUAGGACUCCACAGGGACAAAUUUACUACCUCAAGUAAGUAACAGUGGCAUCACACAG
Messenger RNA from Homarus americanus (American lobster), 626 nucleotides. RefSeq names its product transcriptional coactivator YAP1-A-like (gene yki). The transcript has a single exon. Gene Ontology annotation, biological process: hippo signaling; positive regulation of transcription by RNA polymerase II. NCBI's taxonomy places the organism in Eukaryota, Metazoa, Arthropoda, Malacostraca, Decapoda, Nephropidae. The record is from RefSeq and is a predicted model, not a curated record. Gene Ontology annotation, molecular function: transcription coactivator activity; protein binding. Gene Ontology annotation, cellular component: nucleus; cytoplasm. The coding region runs from base 100 to 606 and encodes 168 amino acids.